Messenger RNA from Patiria miniata (bat star), 4205 nucleotides. Its product is annotated as ATP-dependent DNA/RNA helicase DHX36-like. Gene Ontology annotation, molecular function: DNA helicase activity; ATP binding; G-quadruplex RNA binding. The record is from RefSeq and is a predicted model, not a curated record. The transcript is spliced from 22 exons. Gene Ontology annotation, cellular component: intracellular anatomical structure; nucleus; cytoplasm. Lineage: Eukaryota; Metazoa; Echinodermata; Asteroidea; Valvatida; Asterinidae. The coding region runs from base 74 to 2977 and encodes 967 amino acids.
GCGCCCCUUCAGCGGUUUGCGAAAAGGACAGAAAUUAUUUGCUCCUAUUCGUAAUAAGCUGACACUUGAUCCAAUGAGCAGGUCCAAGGGCCGCUACUUCAACAACCACCGAGGCCGAGCCCACGGUGCCAGAUGGAAUGCAGGAGAAGAAAGCGAGGAAGCCGGGCCAAGUAGAACCUAUGGAGAACAAGGAGGGAGAGGGCGGGGACAUGGCAGAGGAGGCCGGAGGGGAGGGCCCCCAGAGGGGCUGAGGGGACGUGAUAUCGGGAUGUGGUACGCGGCGCGUGGGAGGGCGAAGAAAGCUGCUGCAGAAAUCAGAAAUAGACCUGUUGUUGGCAUGGAACCAGAGCAUGAGAAGCACAUCCGCACGUUGCUGGAUGACGUGCAGAAACAGAGAUCCGAGGAAGAACAACAAGAAAGCAAUGAAGUCAAGCCAAGGAGAAAUCCGCGAGACGAGCAGUACCAUUCCUUCUAUCAGCACCCGCUGACACAAGACCCAGAGCUGGACAAGAGAUUACGGCUUGAGCUGGAGGCUAAGCAGGCUGACAACCGCCAAUACAAAGACAUGCAGGAAUUCCGCAAGAAGCUACCAUCCUACAACAUGAGACACGAGCUUCUGCGUUUGAUCAACGAGAACCAAGUCGUGGUCAUCAGCGGGGAGACGGGGUGCGGUAAGACCACCCAGGUCCCCCAGUUCAUCCUGGAUCAUCACGUGGAGCGAGGUCAGGGGUCCACAUGCAGGGUUGUCUGUACUCAGCCCCGGAGAAUCUCUGCAAUAUCUGUGGCCGAGCGAGUAGCGUGUGAGAGAGCAGAGCCGUGCGGUAACGGCAACAGCACAGGGUACCAGAUUAGACUGGAGGCCAGGCUACCACGGCAACAGGGUUGCAUCAUGUACUGCACCAACGGCAUCUUGCUGAAGUGGCUGGAAACAGACCAGCUUCUGCAAAGCGUGAGCCAUGUUGUUCUGGAUGAAGUUCACGAGAGAGACAUCAUUUCUGAUUUUCUGCUGGUCAUUCUCAAAGAUGUCUUACCGAAAAGACCAAAGCUCAAGGUAAUCCUGAUGAGUGCGACCCUCAACGCUGAACUGUUCUCGGAAUACUUCGGCAGUUGCCCGAUGACCAACAUACCCGGUUUCACAUUCCCUGUCCUGGAGUACUGGUUGGAAGAUGUGCUUCAAAUGACCAAAUACAAACCGCCUGAGCAGAGAGAGAAACGCGAGCCGAUUUGGAUGAAGUUCCGACGCGGGAAGCGCUACCGUGAGGACGAGCUAAAGAAAGAACAGGAAUUCAAGGAAAAGUUCAACGGAUACAUCAAGGAAAUCAGCACAACAUAUCCUGAAGAGGUGGUGUACUAUCUGCAGAAUAUGGACCAUGAAAAGAUGGACAUUGACAUGGUGUCUACCAUCAUACGUCACAUCUGCCUCAACAAAGCGGAGGGCGCUAUUCUGGUCUUCCUCCCAGGCUGGGAGCAGAUCUCCAAGCUGAAUGACCUCCUGACCCAGCAGCAGAUGUUCCGAAACGCCAAUUUCCGCAUCAUUCCCUUGCACUCCAUGAUGCCCACCGUCAACCAAAGACAGGUGUUUGAGCGGCCGCCACCUGGUGUCCGUAAGAUCAUCAUAGCAACCAACAUCGCCGAGACGAGCAUCACCAUCGAUGAUGUGGUGUACGUCGUCAACCUGGGCCGCGUCAAGGAGCGCAACUUUGACGUGGCCAACAACCUCAGCACCUUGAAACCAGAGUGGGUCAGCGUAGCAGCCGCCCGCCAGAGGAGAGGGAGGGCCGGCAGAGUACAGCCUGGUGAAUGCUAUCAUCUGUACAACCAGCUCAAGGCCAGCAUGCUGACUGACUAUCAGUUACCAGAGAUGCUACGAACACCACUGGAUGAACUCUGCUUGCAAAUUAAGUCGCUGAAGCUGGGUCGUGUCCAUGACUUCAUCCAGAAGGCCUUACAGCAGCCUGACCCUAGAGCCGUAGAUCUAGCAUUGGAAAGCCUCGUGCAGAUGAAUGCCCUGGACGACCGUGAGAAACUGACCCCGCUCGGUUACCACCUUGCCCGGCUCCCCGUCUCCCCUACCAUCGGCCGCAUGAUUCUCUUUGGUGCCAUGUUCUGCUGUCUGGAUCCCAUCCUGACCGUUGCCGCCAGCCUCAGCUUCAAAGAUCCCUUCGUCAUCCCAUUGGGGAAGGAGAAGAUGGCCGACGCCCAGCGGAAGCUCAUCGCAGAGGACACCUACAGCGACCACCUGAUGCUGGUCAACGCUGUGGCAGGCUGGGAGGACGCCAGAGAUCACGGACGCGGAGCUGAGAGUGACUACUGCUGGAGAAACUUCAUGUCUGUCACUACUCUCAAGAUGUUAGACAACAUGAAGACCCAGUUCUGUGAGCAUCUGGCAUCCAUAGGCUUCGUAGAGGGGAAGUCUUCUAAACAGAGGUCAGCUAACAGAAACUCAGGCAACCGGCAACUAAUCAAGGCGAUACUGUGCUCAGGUCUAUAUCCCAACGUGGCCCAGGUGAGGCAAAACUCGUUCAACAGACGAGAGGGAAAAUACAGGCCCGCGAAGAUUGUCACUCCGCAGGACGGCAGGGUCAAGAUCCAUCCCAAGUCCGUCAACUGUGACCAGAGUCACUUCCCCUCCAACUGGAUCCUGUAUCACCUCAAGAUGAAAUCUUCAGACGUGUUUCUGCACGACACCACCGCCGUUGAACCCUACCCUCUGCUGUUCUUUGGAGGCAAGAUUGGCGUCACCAGUGAAGACGGCGUGGAGGCAAUCACCGUCGACGACCACAUCAAAUUCUCGGCGCCGGCCCGAAUCGCACAUCUAGUCAAGGAUCUCCGGUCUGAACUUGACAAGCUUCUCAAGCAGAAAAUCAACCAGCCUGGAAUGACCUGCUGGGGUCAAGACACUAAGGAAGGUCGUAUCAUGCAGGCCAUUAUUGACCUCAUAACGACCCAGGAGGAUCACAGCCAGUCAGAUUGGUAGACAUGAGUUUCUAGGCUGCUACAAAUGGUCUUGAAUAAGGUCAGUCAAGUUAGGUUAUAAUGACCUGCUGGGGUCAGCACACCAAGGAAGGUCAUAUCAUGCAGGCCAUUAUUGACCUCAUAACGACCCAGGAGGAUCACAGCCAAUCUGAUUGGUAGACAUGGCAAAAGCUCCUAGGCUCCAACAUAUGGUUCUUGAAUGAGGUCAUCCUAGUUAGGUUAUAAUGACCUGCUGGGGUCAGCACACCAAGGAAGGUCAUUUCAUGUUGGCCAUUAUUGACCUCAUCAUGACCCAGGAGGGCUACAAUCGUUCAGCAUGUUAGACACCUAGGCUUCUGCUUGGUGACGUCAUUCCAGUAAUGGUUGCAAUGACCUGCUGGGGUCAAGACUAACAAGAAGGUCACGCAUAUUUGACCUCAGAAAUGAUCUGAGGAAAGCCAGUUGGCAUCACAGACUUAUUAAUAUACACUUGUGUUUGGUUAGGUCAUUCCAUUUGUUGGUAUGACCUGCAUGGGUCAGGACAGAAACGAAGGUCAAACCACGCAUCAUUGACCUCGUAACGACCUGGAGGACUACAGCCAGUUGACAUGGUAGACAUAUCAUAGGUUCCUAUUAGCGUUCUUUCGUUUUGAACGGUUAGUCAUGACGUGUCAGUGGGAAUGAGGUGGGCAAAUGUCCCCCGCCCACCCAAAAACAAAAUGAACAAUGGAGAAUAUGCUAGAGAGAGUACAAGGAUUUUUGGGUAACAAUUUGCUUUGCCCCUGCUACAAAAAAUCCAGGCCACGCCAAUGCAUGGGCGUCGCGAGGGGGGGGGGAGGGGGAGAAGGGGGAGUGCUUGAAAGCCAAAAAAGGACACACGCACCACAACCCCAGGGUGAAAUAGCAAGAAUUAUUUUAGUCCAUACACUUCUCUUUUUUUUCGUCAUAACUGAUUGCAACGGUACCUCACCAGUUUUUCUCUCAUAGCUAAACGCAGAAGUUUCAACAGUUCGUACAAUGUAGCUACAAACCAUUCUUUUGUUGGCUCAGAGCAAACAUUUUAUUAUGCCCUGCAAAAACAAGAAAGCCAUAAUAACAUGUAUUUUUAGAUGAUAAACAUAUGUUACAUAAACUCCAGGGACUCAGAAGCUCCGUCAAACUCCAUAUUGCAAUCUACCGACACUGUGUCUGUAUUUGAGUAGUCAUAAUGUGAACCAAACAUAAAUUAGAUCACUUCUCCCAUAUUAGGC